CCGAGUGAGUCCUUCUGGGGCAGAUACUGAUAUAUUCCAUAUUGCUGAGUCUUCCAGCAGCAAAUGAAAAACAUGUAUUUAUUCCUCCUUUCCAUUUUACCUUUGCUUUUGAAAGUCACUGGCACCAAAGAUGUUAUAUUUGGUCAUAAUAAUUUCACAGAAUAUCAAGUGGGCAACAUGAACCUCAUUCUCUCUGUCCCACAUGGUGGAUCAAUGGAACCUAAAGACAUCCCUGAUCGAGAGGCUGCCUGUUGGAAUGCAAUGACAUCCUCUUGUAUUUUCUCUCAUGUCUGUCCUCCUGGAAGUAGUCAAAAUGCUAUGAAAUGCAAAGUGCCUACCAACCAAGACAGGUAUACUAUAGAGGUGGCUCAGGCUCUUGCUGAAGAAAUCAACAAAAUUACUGAUGGUUUCUUCCCACAUAUCAUCAUAAACCACCUACAGAGGUUCAAGAUGGAUGCUAACAGGGAAAAGGAAGAAGCCUCCUUUGGAAUUCCCCAAGCAGAACAGGCCUGGGAGGACUAUAUGGGAUUUUUGACCACUGCAAAAUCACAGAUGUCAGGGGGCCUAAUUCUGGAUAUCCAUGGACAAGCACAUCCUGAAAGGUGGAUAGAACUAGGUUACACACUUUCAAAAACUUCCCUUAACACAGGUGUAUUUUCUGCAUCGAAUUCCUCAAUAAGCCAUCUGGCCAGUCAGCUGGUCAAUGUGUCUUCUGAGACUUUGAUUGCGGGGAACAGAAGUUUGGGUAAAUAUAUUGAAGGACAAAAUAAGAGUUACGUUUGUGUGCCUUCUCCAUCCAAUCCUAGCCCAAAUAAUGGAAGCUAUUAUAGUGGCGGGUACAUAACAAAGACUUUUGGUUCCCGUAGUUCUGGCACCAUUGAUGCCAUUCAGCUUGAACUGCCCCAGUGGGUGAGGGCAGCUGAAGAGCGUCACAGAUUUUGUAAAGCACUGGCAAGGGCUGUAAUGAAAUUCUGGCAAACUAACUACUGCAGCCAGCAGAAGCACAAACUUCUGCCAUGCUGAAAGAGGCUGUCCUGUUAAGAUGCCUUUUCUUAAUAGAGUAGUGAUCUGGAACAAUCAAACAACUCAUUCACCUGGAACAUUUAAGUGCGAUAUAACUGUGGAUGCUGGUAGAAGGAAACCAUCCUGCAUCAAGAUAGAGGAAAUCCACAGUUAAUACCAACAAAUCCAUUAACACACACCUUUGUACUAGACCCAGCAUUGAAAAGACUGAUAGAAGAUGAGUGGGUGCAAGCAUCACUUGCCUGUGCUUAAUUUCUUUUCCAGUCUUAUCCUCUGAUAAACAACUAAUCUUCUAAUAAAUUCUGUGCAAUGCCUUAGUGGAUUAUCUGUUCAAAGAAA
Molecule: messenger RNA, 1362 nt
Organism: Lonchura striata (white-rumped munia)
Lineage: Eukaryota; Metazoa; Chordata; Aves; Passeriformes; Estrildidae
Source: RefSeq, a predicted model, not a curated record